Messenger RNA from Parastagonospora nodorum SN15, 774 nucleotides. RefSeq lists its product as hypothetical. The transcript is spliced from 3 exons. Lineage: Eukaryota; Fungi; Ascomycota; Dothideomycetes; Pleosporales; Phaeosphaeriaceae. The record is from RefSeq and is a predicted model, not a curated record. The coding region runs from base 1 to 774 and encodes 257 amino acids. Gene Ontology annotation, cellular component: cytoplasm. Gene Ontology annotation, molecular function: 1-(5-phosphoribosyl)-5-[(5-phosphoribosylamino)methylideneamino]imidazole-4-carboxamide isomerase activity. Gene Ontology annotation, biological process: L-histidine biosynthetic process; L-tryptophan biosynthetic process.
AUGACGCGCUUUAGACCUUGCAUAGACCUGCAUGCUGGCAGCGUCAAGCAAAUUGUCGGCGGCACCCUUUCCACAACCGCGCCUGAUGUGCUCAAGACCAACUGGACUUCUGAGCACCCCUCCGCAUACUACGCCGCCCUGUACAAGCAAAAUGGCCUGUCAGGCGCGCACGUGAUCAUGUUAGGCCCAGGAAACGAUGAUGCUGCAAAGGAAGCGCUUGGCGCGUGGAAGGCCGGUAUGCAAGUAGGUGGUGGCAUCACUGAAAGAAAUGCGAGAGAUUGGAUAGACAGGGGUGCUGAGAAGGUCAUCAUCACAUCGUAUCUGUUUCCGGACUCCAUCUUCUCCAUGGACCGCCUGAAGGCCGUCCUACAGGCCCUGGACGACGACAAGACAAAGCUCGUCAUCGACUUGAGCUGUCGAAAGAAAGACGACAAAUGGUUUGUUGCGACUAAUAAGUGGCAAACUAUUACAGAUUUUGAGCUUAACCAAGACUCGAUUUCUCUCCUCGAGCCAUACUGUUCGGAAUUCCUUAUCCAUGCUGCAGAUGUGGAAGGACUGCAGAGCGGCAUCGAUCACGAGCUCGUCUCAAAACUGGCUGAGUGGUGCAGCAUCCCCGUCACCUACGCUGGUGGGGGCAGAUCUAUUGAGGACCUGGAAUUAGUGAAGAGAUUGAGUAACGGCAAAGUCGACUUGACCAUUGGCAGUGCACUGGACAUCUUUGGCGGUUCGGGCGUCAAGUUCGAAGACUGUGUCAAGUGGAACCAAGAGCAGUAG